Messenger RNA from Lodderomyces orthopsilosis Co 90-125, 438 nucleotides. It is a transcript of the gene RBR1, whose product is annotated as Rbr1p. Lineage: Eukaryota; Fungi; Ascomycota; Pichiomycetes; Serinales; Debaryomycetaceae. The record is from RefSeq and is a predicted model, not a curated record. The coding region runs from base 1 to 438 and encodes 145 amino acids. The transcript has a single exon.
AUGAAAUUUUCUACUACUUUAUUCACCUUAUUGACAGUUGUUGCCACCACUUACGCUGACGAUUCAUCUAGCGGAGGUGCUGCUUCUAAGGCCACCUCAAAGGUCUCCUCCGCUAUCUCAAGUGGAACCGAUAGUGCUGCUUCAAGGGCUUCAUCUGCUGUCCUUGGAGGCUCGUCAGGUGCUUCUUCAGCCUCUUCAGGUGCUUCCUCAGCCUCUUCAGGCGCCUCAUCGAAGUCCUCAGGUGCUUCUUCAAAGUCGGGUUCAUCUUCAUCUGAAUCCAAGUCAGGUUCAAAUGCUAGUGCUGCUUCCAAGUCAGGUUCUUCAAGCUCCUCAACUGCUUCCUCAUCGAAAUCUUCAUCAGGUGAUGCCAACGUUAUCGGUGUUGCUGGUAUUGGUGCUGGUUCAUUAGCUGCUGUUGCUGGUUUAUUGUUGUUGUAA